UUUGCCCUCUGACCUGGUGAUGUUGGCGAUAUCCUGUCUGGUGGCCUUGUAUGCAAGCACCAAGAGAAUCUAAUAAGUGGGACUGGGAAUAGGUCGAGGCAGGGCUUGGAGGUGCGGAGAAACAGAUGACUGGGGAGGAAGUGUGAAUCUUCGUAACACGCAUAGGAAAGAAGACAGGAGGUUUUAAGCAUUCAUUUAGUAAACCGUAUUAUAAGAAUAAUCGAAAAACAAUGAGGAGGAAAUCUAGAAUCUUGCUAUGUUUUGCAUUCCUCUGGCUUUUUGGGAUCGCUUACUACAUUUAUUCCGGUGCCAGUGUUAAUAACCGAAAGGAAAACUGGAAUGAGAUCGAUGUAACAAAAAAAAAAGACCCACAAGUUAAUGGGGAAGACAAAAAUAUAAAUUUGGAGACUUUGCCACCAGGUAAGGUACGGUGGCUGGACUUUGACCAAGAAGCAUAUAUUGAGUCAACAGUAGUUCGACCUGGCCAAGAUCCCUAUGCUCGUAACAAAUUCAAUCAAGUAGAAAGUGACAAGUUGCAUAUGGAUAGAAGUGUUCCAGAUACCAGACAUGAUCAGUGUCGUAGAAAACAGUGGAGAGUUGACUUACCAGCAACCAGUGUCAUCAUAACAUUUCAUAAUGAGGCGAGGUCUGCAUUACUUCGCACAGUUAUCAGUGUGUUAAAAAAAAGCCCUGCCCACCUCAUCAAGGAAAUUAUUUUGGUAGAUGACUACAGUGACAGUGUGGAUGAUGGCGCUCUUCUGGGAAAGAUAGAAAAAGUCCGGGUCCUUAGAAAUGAUCGUCGUGAAGGUCUUAUGCGUUCUCGUGUUAAGGGUGCAGAUGCAGCUCAAUCUAAAGUUCUCACGUUUCUUGACAGUCACUGUGAAUGUAAUGAGCACUGGUUGGAACCCCUCCUAGAAAGAGUUAAUGAGGACAAGACUAGAGUUGUCUCCCCAAUAAUUGAUGUGAUUAACAUGGACAACUUUCAGUAUGUUGGGGCAUCAGCAGAUCUAAAAGGUGGUUUUGACUGGAACUUGGUAUUUAAAUGGGAUUACAUGACCCCUGAACAAAGAAGAACUCGACAAGGAAAUCCAGUAGCUCCAAUUAAAACUCCAAUGAUUGCAGGAGGACUCUUUGUGAUGGAUAAAUCAUACUUUGAAGAGCUUGGGAAAUAUGACAUGAUGAUGGAUGUUUGGGGUGGUGAAAAUUUGGAAAUACUCGCCGGGCUGCUGAAGUUUGGAUGGAUGAAUACAAGAAUUUCUAUUAUGCAGCAGUACCUUCAGCUCGAAAUGUACCUUUUGGAAAUAUUCAAAGUCGUAUAGAAAUGAAAAAAAGGCUGGGCUGCAAACCUUUCAAAUGGUACCUAGAAAAUGUUUAUCCUGAACUGAGGGUUCCUGACCAUCAAGAUAUUGCAUUUGGAGCUUUGCAGCAAGGUACAAAUUGUCUUGACACCUUAGGCCAUUUUUCCGAUGGAGUUGUUGGUGUCUAUGAGUGCCAUAAUGCAGGAGGUAAUCAGGAAUGGGCAUUAACAAAGGAUAAAUCAGUUAAGCAUAUGGAUUUGUGUCUUACUGUGGUGGACAGAGCUCCAAGCUCCCUUAUAAAACUUCAAGUCUGCAGGGAAAAUGACAGUAGACAGAAAUGGGAACAAAUUGAAAACAACGCUAAGCUGAGGCACGUGGGUAGCAACUUUUGUUUAGACAGCAAGAAUUCCAAGAAUGGGGGUCUCACAGUGGAAGCCUGCAGUUCAUCCUUAUCUCAGCAGUGGAAAUUCUCUCUUAAUCUACAGCAGUAGGACAAAUUAAACAAAUGGGGAUCAAUAUUGGUUUAUGGAAACUUGUUCUGAGUAUUUUGCAGAUAUUUGUUCAACAUUCUGCAAUGUUAUCUCAGUAUUCAAUUUUGACAUCAGAAGCAAGAUUAUAUGGAGGUGGGCAAAUAAAUAAUAUAGUGGGUCUUUUACAGAUCUCUGUAAAGUUUGAUUUAAAGUUUUGAAUUUUUUAAUUGUAUAUGGAGCCUCAAUGAGGAACAGAAAUAAUUUAAAAGAAAAAGAAAAAAAACUUUAAUAUGAUGAAGACACAGAAGAGAAGGAAUGGUGCCAGAUUCUAAAGAGAGAGACACUCUCAGACAUUUGUGAGCAUAUGAUUUUCUCCGUUAAAGAUGUGGGGGGGGGGGGUUGUUUUGUUUUUUAAAUAAAUCAGAAAAAAAUGUUUCCACCUGUGCAUUAUGACCCUCUUUCACAAUGACCUUUACUAUAUAAUAUAGUGGCCAUAGUUGCUCCUUUUUUAUGCUUAGCUUUAUUAAAUACUUUUUAAGUAGAAAUAACAUAUUAGUGUUUGGAUUGAUAAUCAAUAUCAAACUAUGAAAUUGAAAGUUAAUUAGUUUUUCUUUCAUCAGAUGAUGGGAGUCCAUGAUGCAUCACCUUUGGGAUUACACUCACUGGACACUACUGACACUAGGGGGAGGCAAAAUACCCCUACAUACCAGAGCUUAAAUCUCUCCCACUCUCCCUGGAUCCCUCAGUCAAGUUCUUGAUGGAGUUAGGUGAAUUCUGAAGUACUGAUCUACAUACACAUAAUUAAAAGUAGUACACUAGCCGAUUUGAAACCCUUUAGCCCCUCAGAGUGCCAGAUUCCCAGUAGAAUGCAUAUUUAUCUGCCAAGUAAAAUGCAUAUUUAUCUACAGUGUGCCCACAGUCCUCCCUGGGGAAAUGCGGUUUUAUCUGCAUCUGGAUUAGAGUGUGCAAGAUCCUUGGCACUAUGCAUGCAGUACCCCGGAUGUCCCCAGUCAAGUGCACAGUAGAAAAUGUUCAUGCCGGCUUUUUGCAUGAACAUGUAAACCUUAUUCACAUUGUCUGGGGACAAAGGAGAGUGCUAUAACUAGUUUCACUAUAAUUGGAGUACUCCUAACACCACACAAACUUUAGCAAUUUUGAGGCACUUUUGCAAAAAAUGGGGUUACUGUCUCUUUAAUUAUAGUGAAACUGGUUUUAGCACUCUCCUUUGUUACUGGGGACUUUAAUGCAACAUUCUUUCCCUACCUGCAUUAACAUACAGGAUUUUGGCAUAAGGUUUUGGUUUUAGCGCUUACCAGUAGUGCAGUUGCACUAAAGGUUAACCUUCCUGUCUUCUUUUCCUGUUUCUGAGAUGCUGUUGCAUUUUGUUUGUGUCAGAAGAAGUUUUCUGUGGGUGUUGUGUGACUCUCGGAUCAUAACAGAGUUUUUCUAAAAGUUGGAGAUAAACUAUUUAACCCUU
Messenger RNA from Bombina bombina (fire-bellied toad), 3245 nucleotides. RefSeq names its product polypeptide N-acetylgalactosaminyltransferase 2 (gene GALNT2). The record is from RefSeq and is a predicted model, not a curated record. NCBI's taxonomy places the organism in Eukaryota, Metazoa, Chordata, Amphibia, Anura, Bombinatoridae. Gene Ontology annotation, cellular component: Golgi apparatus.